This is a messenger RNA of Staurois parvus, 471 nucleotides long. NCBI's taxonomy places the organism in Eukaryota, Metazoa, Chordata, Amphibia, Anura, Ranidae. The record is from the annotation of a GenBank genome assembly.
AUGAAGACUUUACUGGUUUUAGCAACAGUUAUUCUUGCAGCUUCAGCUGCACAUUUUCUUGAUGAAGAAUGGAAAAUCUGGAAAUCUAACUAUGAAAAGAAAUAUGUUAAUAGUAAGGAAGAUGCCAUCCGAAGACAAAUUUGGGAGGAAACUUGGCAGAAAGUACAGAAGCACAAUAGCUUGGCUGAGAAAGGAUUGAAGAAUUAUACUUUGGCAGUGAAUAUGUUUGCUGAUAAGACUGUACAAGAACUGAUACAAAGAAAACCAUGUGAUGCAAAGCGGAUUCAGUCAAAACCAGAUACAAAACCAAUAUCCACUUCAAAUUACACUUGUGAUAGCAAGAAAAAGGCGGAGGAUUUGGUGGAUUGGAGAACUUCGGGAUGUGUCACCCCUGUAAAAAAAUUAGGACUGUUUUGUCAAGCAUGGUGGGCUUUUGGCAUGAUGGGAGUCCUAGAAUCACGGCACUGUAUU